Molecule: messenger RNA, 1968 nt
Organism: Botrytis fragariae
Lineage: Eukaryota; Fungi; Ascomycota; Leotiomycetes; Helotiales; Sclerotiniaceae
Exons: 7
Coding region: 1-1968 (655 amino acids)
Source: RefSeq, a predicted model, not a curated record
AUGCCGUCGCGUGAUGAUGAUGGGGAUAUUCACUACUCAGAGAAGGCGGGCACUGCCGAGCAGCAGAAGCAUGCUACCAGGACUUACACUUACAAGAGCUGUCGCCAAGGUGGUAAGGAUGAUGAAAGCUCUAGAAAAUCUGAAAGCAAGAUUCGCAUUCAAGUUCGAAAUGUCUCCUGGAGCCCAAUAAGAGCGUCUUUAGUUAGGGAAUUAAUCGGGAAAAUUUAUGAUAAAGACGAAGCACGGUUGAGAGUCGGCAAGGAAAAACUAUUCGAUCAUAUUAACGCGAGCCAUACCAUGAAGUGGACAGUAGAUCAGAGAAAUAAUAUAGCACAACUCUAUACAUACAAUGUCGACGGGGAAGGGCAAUGCCGAAAAGGGCGACACGGAGAACGACUCGGGGAAGUGCGACCCGAAGAUCAUGAUCAUCCACAAGGAAUAUGGAUGCAAUAUAACACUUUGCUCGGCUCUGGUUAUGUUUUUAACACAACGAGUGAUCCAAAUGCUCGAGAAGACAUCUUGAAUCAGGCGAGAGAGCUUUUUGUACACAGAAGGCCUCAUCCCGAGACUAUAGAGGGAGACUGGACAUAUGUUAAAGAAACUGGAAAAAAAUCCAAGCUUGUUGAACGUAAAAAUCUCGAUCAUUGGACCAAUCAAACCAAAGUUGAUGGUCUGCCUUGGAUGGCUAGAGCUGGAACCGAGACAAAAGCCGAGACAAAAACCGAGACAAUUGGGAGUGGUGUUACUUUACCAUAUAAAUUCAGAGACUACGACUUGCAGGUCCUGAAUGACUGCACAGUAGAAUUGGAUCUGGUGACCUUGGAUAUUUUAUUUGGCGACUAUUUCUCAGUUAGAUCAAUUGAUCCUUAUGAAAAAGAAUGGAUCUAUUGGCGAAUAACAGAGGGGAGAAAUAGAAAUGGAAGAACCGACUUUUUUCUUUCAAGCUAUUAUCCUCGUAAAGAGAAAAUGUCGUACCACACCCCGAGCAACAAGAAAGUUUGGGUUGUCAACAACACCACCACUGGCCAAAGCUACUUAAAGGUGCUUGAGCUACUUAAGACUACCAGGGCGGUCAAUGAAAUUGUACAGAACGAAAGUCACUGGAAACUUGUUUGGGACCAGGAGAAGGGCCGGCUUACCCUUAAGGAAAUCAGUAAUGGCAAAUCAAAGGAAAAUGAUACCUCCCGAUCCCGCCCCCGCUCUCACUACGAGGGAGCGGAGAGCGUCUAUCACUCUAGCAACGAAUAUCAAACAGGUAGAAGGCCCGAGGUUCGCUCUACUUAUAGACGUUCUCCCAGUGUCAGCAGUCGUGGUGGCAGUAACCAGGAAAGAGCCACCGACGACCGGCACAGGGAAUAUCGACCUCGUAGCAACAGAAGCCUCGCACUCUCAGCGCAUGGGAGAUAUAUCGGAAGAGACCAAGACUACAUCUACAGUCGCAACCACCACAUGGCUCCCACCUCAGGCUCGAGUUCCGGUGUUGAAUCAGAUGUUGUGGGGCAAGAUAUCUCCUUUUUCGAUCCUCGAACAGCCGAAAAUGGGAGUCUAAGCUCAAGUACACGCCGGCACACACAAACACAAACAGAAGAGUCGAAAGAAAGACGCCCAAGAGGUCAAAAUCUUAAGAAAGUGGCGAAGUUUUUCAACUCAGAUUACAGACAGGAGAGAACACGCAAGAGGAACCUGAGCAGGGAGGAGGAGUGGAAAGAGGAUCAGCGGAAAAAGGAAAAGCGGAAAGAGGAAAAGCGGCAAGAUGAAAUAAAGAAGAUGCAAAAGCGGGAAGAGAAAAAGUGGGAAAGGGAACGGACGAGGGAAGAUAGGAAGAGGAGAAACAGUGGAGGUCAUUCGGAUUGGGAAUGGAGUUAUGGGGAUAGAGAGAGGGCUAGGGAACCCUUGGCUCAUAGGAAGUUGAAAGUUUCGUUCUCUUAUCAGGGGAGUGGUAGAAGAAAGAGGGGAAGUGAUGUAUGA